AAUUAAGAUGGCGGACGAAGAAUCUGAAUUUCUCUCGUCUAGUUCUAAUGCUAUGUGGGAUCCACUGCACUCAAAAGACUGGGAUAAAGAGACAGUAACCCCACAAUGUAUAUUAAGAAUCAAAAGAGAUAUAAUGAGUAUCUACAAUGAACCACCACCUGGGAUGUGCAUAGUUCCUGAUAAAGAUGAUAUGACCAAGAUUCACGCAUUGAUAACUGGUCCAUUUGACACACCAUACGAGGGUGGUUUUUACUACUUCUUGAUUCGCUGUCCACCUGACUAUCCCAUCAGACCUCCAAGGGUGAAACUUAUGACUACUGGUGGGGGACAAGUUCGAUUUAAUCCAAAUCUUUACAGAAAUGGAAAAGUUUGUCUUAGUAUUAUAGGGACGUGGUCAGGACCAGCCUGGAGUCCAGCACAGUCAUUAUCAAGUGUACUGAUAUCAAUUCAAUCUUUACUGAAUGAAAAUCCAUAUCACAAUGAGCCAGGUUUUGAGCAGGAACGGCAAGCUGGAGAUUGCAAGCGUUAUAAYGAAUGCAUUCAACAUGAAACCCUACGUGUUGCUGUAUCAGACAUGUUGGAAGGCAAGCCAUCUUGCCCAGCAGCAUUAAAGGACGUUAUGGAAAAGUCUUUUCCAGAGUUUUAUGACUACUACAUGUCUGUUAUAAGUGAAAAGUCUUAUUUAAAUGGGCAAAAUAUGCAGGAUCCAUUCGGGGAGAAGAGAGGAUCUUAUGACUUUGCAAGCAUACAAAAACGACUAGAGAUUAUCAAGCAAAAGUUAGAAAGCAAAUCAAAGCAAAAUUCUAAUGGUGCCACUGAUGAGGACUCAACUAGUGAAAAUGAAAAUGCGGAAUCUUGAAUAUACAAGAAAUCCAUGAGAGUAAACGUUACCAGUACUUUACGCAAAAUUUUAGGRUGGAUGGUGGAGCAGGAUAUGCCACUGGGAUACUGUGGUAGGAAUAUUSUGUUGGGGACAACAACAACAGUUCAUGACUACUUUAUUGUAUAAUGUACUUAUUAUGUGCCUGUGGCCAACACUUCAAGCUUUUAACUAAAUGUAUGUCUUUUUGUCAAUAUAUAAUGUUGUUAUUACUACUUUUUAAAAGUUAGAAAUACAAUAAUUAUAUAAGUACGUAAUACCUAUUUUCAUUCUAUUAUGUGUAUAAUAUAACAUACAGACAGUUGCUUGUAUUUAAUAUGUAAAAAUAGAACUAGUCACUAUUGCAUUGGACAAUAUGUGAAGUAUUACAUAGUGAAAUGAAUGGCAUGUACUUGUCAUAAUCUACAUUGAAGAGAACUAAACUAAGAUAGAUUAUGUCACUAUACUGAUCAAGGUGGUUGCAGAUUUUUUUUCAAGUUUUUAGAAAUUUGCAAACAUCAGUGUACAUGAUGUUCUGUUAUGUUUCAUUUUGUUUGUUGAGCUUGAUGUUGGAAUCAAAACUAGCUGGCACAUUGAGUGCAACUGAGGUUGCACUGCACACAAGGAGGCUUUUUAGUCCUUUGGGCAAGGCGAAUACAUUAGUUUAAUUUCAAAGGAAAUGGUGUAGGCUACCUGUUCCUUUCAUAAAAAAUGAUAGGUGAUUGGAAACAUAUAAACCAAUAGUACAUGUAUACACCAUGUUAACCUUAGAAUAACUUGUUUGCUAAUUUAUUAGUGAACACGACCAGUGGAUCACAAUAUAUCUAGCACUGCAUGGGACAGUUAGUAAUAUGCUAUGCAGGACUCGGAAUAAUGGCCAGACAUUAUGAAGCUCACCAUUCAAAUACAUUUCUGACAAGUCAUUACCAAUUUUUGUAAGGUCAAAGUAUGAUUACUUAGAGCAGAGUCACUUGAACCAUGAAAUAGAAACUAAAUACUUAGUAACUAAUAGGCACUAUUUAGACA
This is a messenger RNA of Exaiptasia diaphana, 1885 nucleotides long. Its product is annotated as ubiquitin-conjugating enzyme E2 Z. Gene Ontology annotation, cellular component: nucleus. The transcript has 7 exons. The coding region runs from base 8 to 859 and encodes 283 amino acids. Gene Ontology annotation, biological process: negative regulation of apoptotic process. The record is from RefSeq and is a predicted model, not a curated record. Lineage: Eukaryota; Metazoa; Cnidaria; Anthozoa; Actiniaria; Aiptasiidae. Gene Ontology annotation, molecular function: ubiquitin conjugating enzyme activity; cysteine-type endopeptidase inhibitor activity.